AUGUUCAAAUUCGCCGUUGUAAUUUUCGCCAUGAUUGCUUGUGCUGCUGCCAAGCCCGGUUUGGUUACUCCUUUGGCUUAUACCGCUCCAGCUGCUGUCGUUGCUGCUGCUCCUGCACCUUUCGUUACUGCCACCAGUAGCCAAUAUGUUGCCCGUAACUACAAUGGUAUUGCCACCGCUCCAGUUACCUUCGCUGCUCCAGUAGCUGCUGCUUACACCACCCCUCUUGCCGCUGCCUACUCCGCUCCCCUAGUUACCAAAUACGCCGCCACCUAUGCUGCUCCAUUCGCUUACUCUGCUCCUUUGACUUAUGCUGCUACUGCUCCCGUUUUGUUGUAA
This is a messenger RNA of Musca vetustissima, 339 nucleotides long. RefSeq names its product vitelline membrane protein Vm26Ab-like. The transcript has 3 exons. The record is from RefSeq and is a predicted model, not a curated record. The coding region runs from base 1 to 339 and encodes 112 amino acids. NCBI's taxonomy places the organism in Eukaryota, Metazoa, Arthropoda, Insecta, Diptera, Muscidae.